GACUGCUAAAUGAGUAAUUCUAAAAGUAAAUUUAAAUGUUGUAAUUAUUUUCAGAUAUUUAGGCAGUGGAUUGAGCCCUUGUUUGAGAGUUAAGCUCUUGUGCAUUUAGUUACCAGUGAAUAUUUGCAUUAAUUGUUUGCAUUCUGCUCUAUUAUUCUCAAAGGCAAUUGGUGUCACAUGUUCAGUAUGUGUUGUUCUGGUUUUCUUUAGGCACGUUCGACGUUCGGCGAUUUGAAUGCCUAGCAUCUGUCUGCUCUCUUAUCGCUCUUGCGGUACUUUGAUGUCAUACGGUGAUCAUUCUGCACAGCGCUACUUCAAGUCGAACACACCUAUUUUGUUUUCAGCUGGUCUGUUCCUCUGUGACCUAGUUUUCCUUAGUUGCCCUGAUUAAUUCAUUCUGUUCACCUGUGUCUAUUUAAUUGUAUAUUUAAGCCCCAGUCUGUUCAAUCUUUGGUUGUCCGGUCACAGUUAUACUAUGUUGUGUUCUCCAUCGUCCUUCUGCCUUUUUGUUAUUAUUAAACUGAGAGUUUGGAUUGCACCAGCUGUUUCCCCCACUUUCCUCCUGACAGUUGACCCGGCCUUGGUCAUUUAAUUGUUCCGUUUAGUUGUUUGUAAAACUUUAAAACUAUAUACACAUAACAUUUCACAUUUUGACGAUGUGCAGAGUUUCUAUACGGCAAUGGGUGUUGUAUUUCAUGCAUGUUUGGUUAAUUGCAAGCUGUAUUUGUAUAUUGUUUAGAUUAAAACCAAAUCUGGGACCAUUUAAAUUAAACUGGAAAGUACACACUUGUAACUAUAACUUGGGUUUAAGUUAUAAAUUAAAUAUUUAUGCAACAAUAACACAUGCCACUGUAAGGGAAACGACAAGGAAACAGAAUCACUGUUUUACGGCUGAUCACUGAGUUGGCCAGCGAUUCACAGAACGAGCCAUAUAACAUCAACUCUGCACUGGAUAUUAAAAUCCAAAAUAUAGUGAAAACACUAUUAAAUAGCACAGUAACAAGAUCGGCAGUUUAAGACAUUAACUUGUAAGCACAAAACACAAGAUACUUCUCUUUUCAAUAUAAAUAAGACUUUAUUGGAUAAACCUAAGACAUAUAAACUAAUCUAAUACAUGAACACACAUUCACAUAAGUUGCAGAAAGAGAGAGAGUGAGGAAAGGAUGAGUUUAGAGAAUGAAAAUGUAAAAUCCCAAGUUUAUAGCAAUAUGUGCAAUUGCAUAUAGACCUGAACAACCAUCAAUCACUUAAUUAACCCUUGCAUUGAGUUUUUCAAUGAGGCUAAAAUUUAUAUUAAAUGCACACGUUCAGCUAGAAUCUGGAGGUUAUUUGCGUUGGCUUUGUGUUAAGGGAUUCCCUUUUGUCGUCGUAGUUAUAGGAAAGGGGGUUUCUCGAGGUUGCUGAUUAGCUGGAAGUUCAGUAGUCGUUGAAGUGACGUUCUGGGCGUUGGCUGACGAAUGGUUUCAGAGUCAGUUGCGGGCUGAAGUUUGAAGCGGAUGCAGUCAGAGCUGGACUUUGUGGCAAACUUAACUUAGAACGCGAAACUCUCAACGGAAAGAAAAUAAACUAAAGGAAAAGAAUAAAAGGAUGUAAUGAGACUAGGUGGUUUUUCUUCUCAUUGUGGUUAGGUAGCAUCUGGCGUGCAGGCUGAAGCACACUGGAACAACGUUCAAAGAAUGCAAAAAGUGAUGACAAAAAGCAUGGCUAAAAUGCUGACAAGGCCAAAAAGCUAGAAGCUAAAAGCAUGGUUUGAUGGUGUCCUGAGUCUUUAAACUCGGCUUUUAGACACAUCCCAAAAUGGUGUGUCGACCAAUUAGACACUAUUAGCUCGGGGUGUUGCUCUGUUUCUCCUCCCAAUGCAUAAAUCUACAAUCUACUCGUUCGACUUGAAGCAGCACUGCGCAGAAUGAUCAGUGUAUGACAUCAAAGUACCGCGAGAGCGAUUCGAAAGAAUAAGGAUCCGUCUGCUUUCUUAUCGCUCUCGCGGUACUUUGACGUCAUACGAUGAUCAUUCUGCGCAGCGCUGCUUCAAGUCGAACACACCUGAUGUUAUCUUAUCAGUCACAUGGUCCGAAUUUUCCCGCUCUUGCAGAGUAUAAUUUUGGACAUUUCUAUAACCAGAAUAUGAUACAUUUGACAAAGUAUUGAUUGGAAGAAACAUUUCAAGCUAGAAUUUUCACACUCAUGCAUACCAAACAUAAAUAUAAACCCUUAUGCUAUUCAAUAGUUAUUAAAAAGACAUACACAAUGAGUGUUUAUAACAUGAUAGUCAAAUGUGUUGGUUACAUACAUGCUAUGAAGUUAUGCAGUUGUCACAGAUCAGCCAGGCUCAUUCACCUCCCAAUCACAACGCACUCCAUCACCUGUAUUAAUUGCACGCACCUGCACAUCAUCAGCACCCUCAUCAGCCAGCAUACAAAAGCAUACACCUCACACCAGUUCAAGGUUCGAUCUCAUUCUUAAGAAGUGGACUCUCAAUGCUAUUCGUGCGAUACAUUAAUCUACCUACCUGUUUUGUUUACUUACCUUCUGUGUCUCAUCCAGUGUAUACUCCAGCGCUCCAUUCCAACGUCUGUCUCCAGCAUCGUCUCUGUAUGGAUGUCAUCAUUGCUCGUUGCUCUGAGGUGUGUGCUGUCAUCAGUCUUCCAUCCACGAUCUUCUGUAAAACCAGUAACUUCAUUAUAUUCCUCAUCAAACCAAAAAACUGCUCUAUUGAACUUUAUACUCAUCUGCCAUUUCCCAUUUUCACCAGUUGCUGUGAAUAAAUUCAUCCUAUUGUUUUCUAAUCCCUUGUGUGAGUCUCCUUCCAUAACAGCAAUGGACAGAUAUUUCUUUCAGUCCUUUUUCAAUCUUGGAUACUUGCCCCAAAUUUGACAAUCUCCUUCCUGAGUUGGAAUUAUCAAUAAGUGUUGUUUUAGUUUUAAUGUUGUAAACUGUUCUGUGAAAGAGGUGGUUGGUUAGCUAGCUUCAGACUCAUGGCGCCAGGGUAUCGUGGACCGAUUUAUGACGUUGUCUUGUUACCCGGGGGCUCUUUGUGGAAUUCAGCUCACUAGUCAAUGUUCAACACCAAUCUGAUUGAAUCUUAAAUUGUCUGAUUCACUCUGAUAUCCUACACUACCAAGCCAAAUAAAACUUUCUACACAUACUCUGUUGAUGAUGGUGGCCAAAAAAUGGUACUUGUUACACCCAAGGCAUUUCAAUAGUAGUUGUUUCUUUAAGGCCAAUUGUGUUCUUGUUAGCACGUCUUCAGCCCAAGCACUUUACCACAGUAAUAACAUUUAUAAAAGACAUUCAAGUACUAAGAUAAAAGAACAUUAAACACGAACAAGUCUGCCUAUUUUCUCAUCCUUUUAAAAAUAUGCUUUAAAUACCAUUUAAUUCCAGCAUUUACUCUCUCUAUCCAGUCCCACGAGUCCAUAUUUCAUGCCAUUUUUGACUGCCCACAGUUUCUUUUUUAGAAAUAUUAUGCAACAUAUUUGACUGGUUAAAUGCACCUGUUUUGUUUGCUGUGUCUGUAACGGUGUGCUGUGAUUGGUCACACCAUCACACUCAUUUGUCAUUGGCUGUAUGUCAGUUUAAGUAAGAGAGAGUCCUCAAAAAAAAUGACAGAACCUUUUCAGUGGAUGAAAAUGAAGACGACACUGGCUGUGCUCCUAAUAAUUGAGCUCUACGGAUUCUCCUCUAGUCUCAUUAAACAUUUUUUUGUGAAAGAGGAGGAGACAUGGGAUUUUGCAAAGAAGUCCUGCAAAACUUACUUUCAUGACCUCUCCACCUUCACCAAUGAGAAGGAGCAACAGCAGUUUUUGGAAGAUGCACUUAAUCAAACUUCUGAUGCCUGGGUUGGACUCUACACAGAAUCAGGCGUUUGGAAGUGGUCUGGAGGUGAAAAUUCAACACAAAGUAUCUGGGAUACUAGUUAUAAUCAACCAGACAAAGCUGAUGGCUGUGCUUUUCUACACAAAGUCCGUAAGAAACUGCAUGACACAGAAUGCACGGCUAAAUACUCCUACUUCUGCAUGACAAACUUUGUUCUGGUGCUGCAGAAAGAGUCCUGGGAAGGAGCUCUGGAAUACUGCAGAAAACAUUAUAAGGAUCUGGCAAGUCUGAGCACAGAGAAAAGGAUGAAUUCUGCUUUACUGGAAAUCACACAGGCUGAAACAGAUUAUGUCUGGACUGGUCUGCGCUUUCUAACAGGGGACUGGUUCUGGGUCAAUGGAGAUGAUCUUGACUACACAGCCUGGUAUCAGAACGAGCAGCCCCAGUGUCCUGCCAAAGACCUUCAUUGUGGAGCCCUGGACAAGGAAACAAAGCUAUGGACACACAGAAACUGUGAGGAGAAAUUCAACUUCAUUUGUCAGCAGAAAGUACAAUGAAACCAAUUCAUGAAAAAGUAAAAAGAGUCCAUCAGAGACGAGACUGCACUUCAUCUCCACUCAACAGAAGCCACGCCCAUAAGUAGCCUGCACACAUCUGGAUCAUUCAUAACUAAUAAAAGGAAUGAAUAUAAUAUUGACCAGAACUAAUCUACAUGUACAUUUAGUAGAACAGUUUAGUGUUACAUUUUAAGAGUAUCAUAAUACAAUAACAAUAUUCAUAAAUUCUAGGCACUGCAUGUGACACUGCCCCCCUCCUGGUUGCUCAAGUCCACUGCAUCAGGGAACAGUCCUUAAAGUGUACUACUAAUGUACUGACAAGCAAUUAAUGUUAACUCAUAUAUAUACUUUAAUGUCAGUUAACAAUACACUUAAGUGUGAAUUAAAUGUAAUGUUUUUUUACACCUAAAUGCAUGUCAUUUGUAUUUGAUUUCAAAUAUAUUACAGUUUAAAAUGACAUUAAAUGCAGAUAGUUGAACUUUUGAGUGAUUAUUUUUGAACCAGUUAAGUAGGACUUUAGUAUAUUUUAUAUGUACUUUGAA
This is a messenger RNA of Onychostoma macrolepis, 4915 nucleotides long. Its product is annotated as macrophage mannose receptor 1-like. The coding region runs from base 3603 to 4373 and encodes 256 amino acids. The transcript is spliced from 2 exons. NCBI's taxonomy places the organism in Eukaryota, Metazoa, Chordata, Actinopteri, Cypriniformes, Cyprinidae. The record is from RefSeq and is a predicted model, not a curated record.